GGGCUCCCGGCUGCUCAGUCCGCGUCCAGCGAGCCGCGGGGACCAUGGAGCCCACGUCGUUGCAGGACUUUGUUUGUGCGCUGGACCCCGCCUCCCUCCCGCGUGUACUGAAGGUCUGCUCGGGGGUCUACUUCCAGGGCUCUAUCUACGAGAUCUCUGGGAAUGAGUGCUGCCUCUCCACAGGAGACCUGAUCAAGGUCACCCAGGUUCAUCUCAAGAAGGUGGUCUGCGAGAACCUGGGGACGGGCCAGACCAUUGAGCUGGACCCCAACUUCCAGGGCCUCUUCAGUCCCCUCACCGGCCACCGGAGCUAUGGAACCCUGGAGGAGCUGGUCUCUGCUACAAUCCACAGCUCCAAGCAGCUGCCCAUUUGGUUCAUGUCGACCCACAGAAUUGACACAAAGGCCAGGGUGGUGCCACAGGAGCAGCCCCUCAUGCUUGAGGCUGUGGAGAUGUACCUCGGGACCUGCAGCGCUCGCUGUGUGCUGAACAUGGGAACCGAGACGGUCAAUCUGCACCUGCCCCUGUCCCAGAAGGGAACCUUCUGGGAAUUGGAGACUGGUGCCCCUCAGACCCUGCUGCAGGCCCUGCGGGACCCAGCCUUGAGAGGACUCCUCCUUACUUGCCCCUCCCUCCCCUGGCACUCUGUUACCUUGAGGCCCCAGUAUGAGAUCCAAGCCAUCAUGCACAUGCGCAGGGCCAUGGUCAAGAUCCCUUCUACCCUGGAAGUCGACGUGGAGGAUGUCACCGCCUCCUCGCAACACAUUGACUUCAUCCAGCCGCUGCUGCUGAGUGAGGCCCUGGCCCGAGGGGGCCCCUUCCCCCUGACCACGGAGAUCCUAGAAGUUCCAAACGGGCCCCCCAUCUUCCUCAGUCCCUGGAUGGGCUCCUUGCAGAAAGGCCAGAGGCUCUGCAUCUAUGGCCUAGCCUCGCCACCCUGGCGGGUAAUGGUCUCAACCAAGGGCCGGAAGGUGCCCAGAUACUUCAUGGUCUCUGGGGCCUACCACGGCAAAUUGCGGCGACGGCCAAGAGAGUUCCCCACGGCCUAUGACCUCCUGGGUGCUCUCCAGCCAGGCCGGCCACUCCGGGUGGUGACCACAAAGGACUAUGAGGUCGAGGAGACGGGGCUCCCCGGGUUCACUUCCCUGGCUGUAGGAGACAGGCUGGAGGUGUUGGGGCCUAGCCAGGCCCACGGGACUCAGGGUGGGGACAUAGAUAUCUUGGUGUGUCAUCGGCUGAGUGACCUGGCUGGGGAAGAAGAGGAGGAAGAAUAUGAGGAGGAGGCAGAACACCAAGAACAGAUUAUGCUGCCCCUCUACUAUGCUGGCAGCUUCGUGGAGGAGAUGAAUGAUGGCCGACGCUAUAGCCUGGCAGAUCUGACUGCCCAGUUCUCACUGCCCUGUGAGGUUAAGGUGGUAGCCAAGGACAGCAGCCACCCUGCUGACCCUCUGCCCUCCUUCUCGGGCCUGCGUCUGGAGGAGAAGAUCAUGGAACCCUUCUUGGUGGUCAGCCUGGAUUCUGAGCCUGGGAUGUGCUUUGAGAUCCCUCCCCGGUGGCUUGACCUGACUGUUGUGGAGGCCGAUGGGCAGCCAGACCAGCCAGCUGGGCCUCUCCCCAUAGUCACAGUGGAGGAGCUGUCAGAUACCUUCUAUUAUCACCUUCGGAAGUUACCGACCUUCAAGAACCAACCCCCACCACCCAGGCCCCCAAAACGUCGGGCCCUCAGCGAACCCAAGAUACAGAGCAGCAAGGCGAGUAGCAUCAAGUCUUUUCAAGUCUCAGAGCUGCAGGAAUCCCCUCUGUUGCCCAAACUCAAGAUGAAAACCUUGCCAAAGGUCACCCAGGGCAAACCAGAUGUAUACAGCAAGGUUAUCCCUAAGAAGGGCCCCAGGCCCACUCAGUCCCACACACAGGAUCCAGGUGAUGAUGAACACGACUAUGAAGAAGUAGUUGAGAACUUACGGAAAACCCUCUAGAUGCUGGAGGAACCGUGCUUCCUAACUGCUGUUUCUCAGGGAAUCCUUUACGAGCCUUUGGAAGACCUUAGACAAGAUCUCACAGAAAUCAGACGGCGGACAGGGAAUGGCUUUUUGAGGCUGAUCUGAGGAAAUGGGAAGAACACUGCACCAGCUACCCUCAGGUUCUAGGUUCCUGCCACUGAGGGCUGGCUUGUUUGGGCCCAACUUGCACUUGAUGCCCUCAGACUCAGCUUUGGUAUCCAGAAGAGCCAACCGGCUUCUGUUGAAUCCUGCAUCCCCAACACCAGCUGUCCCACUGGGCGGUAAGAAAGGAAUAAAAGAAGCCACAAACCUUGGUGAUGGCAGCAGUGCCUCCUGCCUUUCGGUAAAGGGGGACUCAAUACUGACUGCACUGAGAGCCUUUACCUCCUCGUCCCCCUUCCUGCUCCACUCCUCCCCUCCCCUGCCAAGGUUCUAAGCUCUUGAGAGACCAGGACUGUUCCUCAUCCCUGUAGCACCUAGCACAUGACAGCUGUAGGUGACUACCCAAGAUCAUUUCACUCAAAAACUGUAAAAUAAAAAUGACACCUUAGCUUCUGGAAAAAUGACAAGAUAUUGCUUAAUUCUGCGUGCCAGACCCUUUACAAACCGAUUUAAAUCCUCAACUUUCUGAGGUAGAUAAGAGGCUGGUUUUAAAGAUCAGGAAACAAGCUUGAGAAGUCAAGUGUUUCAGGAAGCAGACUAGACAUGAACCUGGGUUAGGAUCCCAGCUCACCACCUAUCAGCUAUGACUGAGCAAGUUAUUUUAACUUAAGACUCAGUUUCUUCACAUGUAAAAUGAAAUGAAGUUAUCUACCUCACAGGAUUGUUUUAAGAAUCAAAUGAGAUAACCUUUGUAAAGCAUUUAACACAGUGCCUGGCACAUAAUAAACACUCGAUAAACAUGUAUCAUUAUUGACCAAGGCCAAACCUAUACUCUUUCCACACGCCCACAGUGUCUCCCAGUCAUGGAAUUCAUGUUUUAACUCAGCUUCCAAGGUCAUCCUAGGCUUGUUCAGUGAGGUAAGACCACAGACCUAAUUUCCUCAAGUGGUGGGACUGUGGUUUCCUGGGUUGAUGCAGUAUUGGAUUAAGCACCAUGGUCAGUAGACAAAAAGAUGAGUCUCCAGUGGAGGUUAGAGCUGAAAGAGGACGACACUUCCAACUCCUGGAUUCUAGGCACCACACCUGAGUUUGUCAUCCUUUUGCCUGCUAACAUCCCUCUGAGCUGUGGGGACCCAGGGCACUUCCCAGGGCUCCUGGCCUCCAUCCCCCUGCAUGGAGUCCUCCAGGAGACUGCUGAGCGGCUACCACAGGCUGUGGGGCCAGCCCUCUGUAUCUAGCACCCCAUUCUCAGCUUCCCACCAGGUCCCAUGCCCUCCUCCAGAAAGACAAUGCAAACUGCACAGGAGGCCCCUGAGGAAGACAGUACCCUGGGACAAGCAAUAAGCAUGAGAAACAAAAGCCCCUCCUUGACAUAGAACCCCUAGGGGCCAGGCCCACAUGCAAAAUGCCAAGAGCUUGAGCAAGAUCACAAAAGGCAGGGAGAGGAGAGGCCUGUCAGUUCCUACAAAAGGGGCCAAAGGCUGCAAUGAGGAGAAAGGGAAGCAACUUCACAACAGGGAAAGCUGGACUUAAAAGGAAAAUAUGUUUGAAAAUCACAACUGUGCAUAUUUGAUCAGAGUAACGAGGGUUGGCAGAGAACCAGGGAAGGCAGACACCGCCCUCAGGGUGCUUGUCUUACCUCUGGAAUCAGCCACUGGGCGUCGGGAGGGUGUUCUAAUGGGGCCAGGGAUUCCCCCAGCAGUGGUCUCCAAAAGUGAGCAGACACGCCUGGGAGCACACAAGGUAUUUGUACAUCCCUUCGUAUUUAUUUUUAUUUUAUUUUUUUAGCUGAGCCA
Hipposideros armiger (great roundleaf bat) is the source of this 3898-nucleotide messenger RNA. RefSeq names its product thymocyte selection associated family member 2 (gene THEMIS2). Gene Ontology annotation, cellular component: cytoplasm; nucleus. The transcript has 6 exons. The record is from RefSeq and is a predicted model, not a curated record. Gene Ontology annotation, biological process: T cell receptor signaling pathway. Bases 45 to 1976 code for a protein of 643 amino acids. Lineage: Eukaryota; Metazoa; Chordata; Mammalia; Chiroptera; Hipposideridae.